GACCUCCCAUCUCCCUUAUUCCCUUAAAGGAAUGAUUGUACUUCGAAAGCUACCGGGGUGCCUCCCUUGGGGACCUUCCCCUCCUGCUUCUAACUCACCUCCUCUCCGUCCUCCAGGUCCUCCCGCCGCCUUCGGGAGCCACGGACCCAAAGGAGAGGCGGGUGACCCAGGGGUCCCCGGGCUGCCUGGGAAAAGCGGACCCCGGGGAGCUCCCGGGAGCCCAGGCGACGUCGGUCCCAAAGGGGAUCGCGGGGAGCCCGGAGACCCCGGCGGCCACAAGCUCAUGUACCAAUCGGCCUUCACCGUCAAGCGCCAGACCCACGAGCACCCGGUGAAGAACGCCCCGGUGGUCUUCCACGGCAACGUGACCAACACCUACCACGAUUACGACACCUCCACGGGGAAGUUCACCUGCCGCAUUCCGGGCGUCUACUACUUCGUCUUCCACACCUCGCUCACCUCCAACCUCUGCGUCAACCUCUACCGUAACCGGGAGAGGGUGGCCAGCUUCUGCGACCACCUCUCCAACCCCAAGCAGGUCAGCUCCGGGGGCGUCCUGCUCCAGCUGGAAGCCGGGCACCAAGUGUGGUUGGCGGUCAACGAUUACAACGGGAUGGUUGGCAUGGAGGGAGCCGACAGCGUCUUCUCCGGCUUCUUGCUCUUCCCGGAUUUCAACAUGGAGAGACACCUGUGGUGGGCGGUGGCCGCCCUGCUCCUGAUGUUGGAGACGGUGCAUUCCCAGCAAAACAUCUGCCAAGCAUCCGACGGCAGAGACGGUCACGCGGGAUCCCCAGGGCGGAACGGAAGACCGGGCCCAAAAGGAGAGAUGGGGGCCCCAGGUUUGGGAACACGGAGCAGCGGCAUCCGGGGCCCGAAAGGCGAGACGGGCGAGCCCGGCCUGGCGGGAGAACCAGGCGGCCAAGGAUUCCGCGGUCUGGACGGGCCCCCGGGGCCCCCCGGGGAAUUGGGGGACCGGGGACCGAAAGGCCAAGUGGGGAACACCGAGAACCAGCCCAAGACCGCCUUCUCGGCUUCCCGCAAGAGCCCGUCUCCCGGGGUGUCGCCCAAAACGGUGGUUUUCGACCACAGCAUCACUAACCAGGAUAACGCCUACAGUACCCAGACGGGGAAAUUCACCUGCCGAGUGCCGGGCUAUUAUUAUUUCACCUUCCAGGUGGUCUCCAAAGGCAGCUUGUGCCUGGAUCUGAUGCAUGGGGGCAACGCGGUGGCCACCUUCUGCGACCAGAGCCAGGGUCUCCUGCAGGUCAACUCGGGGGGCAGCGUCCUCAACUUGGCUACCGGAGACCAGGUGUGGCUGGACAGCAACCUGCCAGGUGUGCCCAACGUUUACAGCGGGACGGAGGCCGACAGCGUUUUCAGCGGCUUCCUCCUGUUCCCCACCAAAGUUUAAUCGAGCUCGCGGGGUCUUUUGGGGGGUGGGUGGGAAGCGCUGGGGCUGAAUGCAAAUGCUUCGCUUGGCUACGCUCUCCCUGCGAGGGAGGCCGCCCACCCGAUCAACAGAGUGGGGGGUUCUCUGGUGCUUCUUGCAAGGAGGGGAAGAUCCUUCUCGCCACCAAAUAAAAUCUUGUCAAGGUGAAAUGAAAAAAAAA
Molecule: messenger RNA, 1610 nt
Organism: Thamnophis sirtalis
Lineage: Eukaryota; Metazoa; Chordata; Lepidosauria; Squamata; Natricidae
Source: RefSeq, a predicted model, not a curated record